Molecule: messenger RNA, 2661 nt
Organism: Sturnus vulgaris (Common starling)
Lineage: Eukaryota; Metazoa; Chordata; Aves; Passeriformes; Sturnidae
Source: RefSeq, a predicted model, not a curated record
AUUCAGGGCUCGGUGAUUUCAGGAAGUCACUGGAACAUAAAUAUCAGUUCAGGGAAAGCAAACAACUUCUCCAUUUUUUUGUGUCUUUCCACAGAGCUGCCAUAAGGAAGCAAAGCAUCAUUAUUGUUUCUUUCAGUUCUCAGCAUAAAAGGAAGUAACACUUAAUAAAAGCCAUUGGCUGCAAGAUUUCAUAAGAGAGAGAGGCAGAGAGAGAAGGAGCAGCACGCUGUGGAGAAGCAGGUGUGAUUCAUGAAUAAACUGCUGCUUGCCACCCUGUAGGAUACUGAUGAAACAAAUAGAAUUUCCCCAGACAUGGAUAAUACAAGAACAGCAGAUGCUUUUUCACAGUUAAGCCAGGAAAAAAUCCUCAAAAUUAUGAACAUGGUGAAAAAUAAAGAAGUGAGCAUCGAAGGAGCUCUGCAUUUGGCACAGAAGGAGGUGUGUGCUGAAAAGGACCCACAGGAUUCAUUAACUGGGUCCCAAUUUAACUUCAUUAUCUACAAAUACAAACACUACCGGUGGCAGAAACGAAUUUUGCAGCUUGAUUUCAACACCAGGACCAUUUUUAACAUCGAGAAAGGGAUCAUUAAGAAGCAGUUCCCUUUCUCCCAAGUCAAAGGCUGCGAGGAUGCUGAGAGGAGGCGCUUCAGCAUCGUCUUCCACGGGAGGCAGGACUAUGAGCUGGAGGCUGUGUCCCUUGAUGACAAAAGGAAGAUAAUCUACCUGCUGAGCAGAGUUAUACAGAGAAAUUCUUGCAAGAGACCAGUGGAGUCCUGCCCUGGGAGACCUGCAGAAUGUGAUGUGAUCCACGAAGGGCUGCUGGAUCUGCAGCAGAACACUGCAACCUCCACUGAAUGGGUGAAGUGCCUGGCACAGCUGCGGGAAGGAGAAUUGGCUUUGUACGGGCUGGGGACAGCUCCUGCCACAGCCACAAUCCCUCUGGCAGCUGGGAACGUGGGGAUCAGCAGGGACAGUGGCUGCAGCACCUUCUCCCUUCACACCAGGGAUCACCAUUAUCUGUUCCGGCUGCCCCUGAGCGUGCAGAACAGCGGGGCAGAGGGAGCGGGCAGGCUGCGGGAGUGGCUGGCUCUCCUGGAAGGGCACAGCCAGCCGGGCAGCGCUGCCCCCCGGCCCCUGCAGGCGCCUCCAGCGUGCAGCUCCCCCGAGGCUGACUAUGAGGAAUUCCUGCCCUGCAGCCUCUCUGCAGCAGCAAAGAGAACCAAAGCCUUCCACUGGGAUGUCGUUCCUUGUGACAAGAUUCAAAAAUCUGUCUGGGGAUCGUGUGACCCAUGCAAGAGAAAAAUAGAUGUGUGCAGGCUCUGUGAGCAGUUCCAGAUCCAGGACACAGCAGUGCUUCUGGGCAGUGAGCCUGCAGUGAAUCAGCACAUCCUGCUGGACAGAAAAGUUGCACAUAACUUCAACAUUUUUCUUAAAAGUUUCCGUAUAAAACCAAGUGAGCUGAAGGACAAACUGUUCAUCAUCCACGAGGAGAGUGGAGGGCUCACAGAUGAGCAGAUUACAGCACUGAGGAGAUAUUUGCCCACACCCAAAGAUGCAGAAAGGUACCUGUCCUUCAAGGGGUCCUGCUCAGAGCUGCACGUGGUUGACCAGUUUAUGUUAGAGAUGUGUAAAAUCCCUCAGCUGGGCCAGAGGCUGGAUCUGCUGCUCAGUGUCCGUGAGCUCCCCGAGAGCAUCAGAGACCUGGAGCCUCUGAUAAUCCAGAAUAUCCAAGCAAGCAAGCAGCUGCAAUCCAGCCCAAAGUUCGUUGCAGUCUUGGAGUACAUUUUGGCCAUGGGGAACCACCUGAAUGAAAAAGCUGGGAAGGAGGUGGCUAAAGGAUUCAGAUUGUCAUCUCUGGCCAAGCUGCCUCUGCUGAGGGGCAGGGAGAGGAUGUUCACCCUUCUGCACGCCCUGGUGGAGCAGAUCCUCUCCCAUGAGCCCGAGCUGGCCACCUUUCCUCAGGAGCUGACAGAGUUUGAAGCUGUUCCCGAUGCGUCCAUGAAGGGCCUCAGUGCUGAAGUUGAUGUUUUAAAAAAAGAAUUGGAGAACCUUAUCCAGUGCAGGAGGCUCCUUAAACCCAAAUCAAGCAAGGCAACACCCCAGGAGUCCCAGUUCAGCAAGGAGCUGAAGGAUUUAAUUCAGAAAUAUGAAGGGGAUCUCUCCCAGCUGUCAAAAAGAUGUGAGGAAAUGAAGAAGCUUUAUAGCAACGUCCUGGUGAGGUUUGGGGAGCCACCAGACCUGGACUCCCAGGAACUCUUUGGAUGGAUAUCUGCAUUCAUCAGUGAGUUUAGGAAGGCAUGUACUGAAGUCACACUGUAAGAGCACAGAUUUUAUGGAGAGGUGAAGGAAAGGGGAGGCCAGAGAACAAUUUUUAAUUUUUUUUUCUUUACUGAUAAGCAGCGCAUUGCCAAUCUCACCUGUGCAGCAGAGCACCUUGGUUUUGAGAGAAAUUCAAUUUAUAAUGUGUAAUAUUAAGUGGUAUUUAACCUGUAAUAUCCCAGAUCACUUAGGAGCCUCUCAAUUUUGUGCUUUCAUAUCUUGAGAUUCCCAUAUACUGAGAAAAAAACCACUUUUGACCUUUUAUAAUUUCUCUUUUCAAUCUUUUCCUUUGAAUGCCCCAGCUCCUUAUCCAGUUUUAAUUAUUAUUUUCAAUGAGUAAUU